AUGGUACCCCGACCGGAUCUAAGAGCGCGCCAAACCGUCCUUCCUAAGGAUCGAACCCUACGAUUCAGAGAAGAUGGAACGUUUCACAUUGGAGUAUUUGAGGACUUACAUUUCGCCGAGGACGAUAAAAAAGACAAGAAGUCCAAAGAAGUGAUGUCAUAUAUACUCUCGAAGGAGGACAUUGACUUCAUAGUCAUAAACGGUGACCUAGUGACCGGCGAAAGAACCCAAAAAGCAGACUCGAGCAAAUAUAUCGAUUCGGUCGUUUCCCCACUCGUUGAUAAGGGGUAUAGGUGGGCAUCAACCUACGGCAACCACGACAGCGCCGUUAAUCUCAACCCGAAAGAUGACAUGUUCAACGCCGAGCAGAAGUACCCCAACAGCUUGACGCAGAGUAGCAUAUCCGGCGACAAGGCCGGAAUAACGAAUUAUUACCUGCCAGUCUUUUCACAUGGACAGACGAAUACAAGCACACCGGCGCUACUACUGUGGUUCUUCGAUUCGAAGGGUGGACGUUAUUAUAAAAAGCAAGGAGAGAGUGGACCUCCAAUUAAGAGACCCAGCUGGAUUGAUGAAUCGGUUGUUGACUGGUUCACUAAAACCAAUUCCGAAUUGAAAAAAGAACAUGGCAAGAUCAUUCCCUCGCUAGCUUUCUACCAUAUACCGACUCAUGCGAUGCUCGAACACCAACAAAAACAAGGUGUAAAUCCACAUCUUAGUCCCGGUGUGGAUCGUGAACGGGUGAACCCGCAAGGAACUAGCGGUUGGGACUAUGACGGCCAGGACGUCAAAUUUAUGAAUGCGCUCCUUCAUACCGAAGGCUUAAUCGCAGGGUUCAGCGGCCACGAUCAUCAAAAUGACUGGUGCUUUAAAUGGGACGGCUCUCUCGUUGACCACGAUUUAACCGGCAAUGGUAUCAAUAUGUGUUAUGGUCGACAUACAGGAUAUGGUGGAUAUGGCGAUCUGCUCCGUGGUGGACGUCAAAUAUUACUCCACGAGCGCAAUCUCGCAAACAACACUGAGACGUGGAUUCGAUUAGAAAAUGGGUCCGCCCAGUCUCGUGUGACGUUAAACACAACUUAUGGCCAUGAUCAUUACCUCGCUGUUACUAAUAGUGCUGGGAAGCCAGAUUCCUCUGCGCAGGGCUCUUUGCUUCCUUUCUCUUGGUUUUAUGAUCACGCUGAGAUUUUCUACAUGAGGAUAGGGACCUAA
Messenger RNA from Penicillium griseofulvum, 1212 nucleotides. Its product is annotated as metallophosphoesterase family protein. Gene Ontology annotation, molecular function: hydrolase activity, acting on ester bonds. Gene Ontology annotation, cellular component: cytoplasm. The transcript is spliced from 5 exons. Lineage: Eukaryota; Fungi; Ascomycota; Eurotiomycetes; Eurotiales; Aspergillaceae. The coding region runs from base 1 to 1212 and encodes 403 amino acids. The record is from RefSeq and is a predicted model, not a curated record.